This is a messenger RNA of Plasmodium berghei ANKA, 2106 nucleotides long. RefSeq names its product TMEM65 domain-containing protein, putative. The transcript is spliced from 3 exons. Bases 1 to 2106 code for a protein of 701 amino acids. The record is from RefSeq and is a predicted model, not a curated record. Lineage: Eukaryota; Apicomplexa; Aconoidasida; Haemosporida; Plasmodiidae. Gene Ontology annotation, cellular component: mitochondrion.
AUGUACAUUAAUAAUAUAUCAUGUCGUUCUAUUAAUAACACAAAUUUUUUACAACAAAGAAAAAUAAAAUUUGGUAAUAUAAAAAAUUCAGUUAUCAAUUAUAUUAUAAAAAAAUCAUUAACUUAUGAUAAUUUUACUCAGUACUAUAAUUUAAAUGAAUUAAAUAAUUUUAAAAAGUCUAUAAAAAAUAUGAACAGUCAUAAUUUUUUGGAUAAUAAAAUUGUAUGCUCUAUAAAAAAUUUUUUACAUUUAAAUCGUAAAUAUCAUGUACAAAGACAACAUAUAUCCACUUUUAUUAAAAAAAAAUACACAUUAUCUUUAAUUAAAAGAAGAAAAAAAAUAAUACCUAACAAUUAUUUUAAAUGUGGAAUCCAUACAAAUAAUAUGCUCAAGUUAAAUUCCUUACCCCCAUGUUAUAACUUCAAAAUAUUUUUACAAACCAAUCAAACUCAAUUAAAUACUAUUAUUAACCGUGAUCAAAUUAAAAAUUUUAAAAUACAUAUAAAUAAGUCAUAUUAUUAUUCCACAAAUAUGUAUGAUGGAAUAAACACGCACGCAUUUCAUACCCAAAACAUAAUUCAAAAUAAUAAUAAAUCUGAAAUUAAAAAAAAAUUACCAAAAGGAAGAAAUAUAAAUACGGCUAUAAGUUAUGCCAACAGAAUACAAUUACUGAGAAGAAAAACAAAAAAAAAAAAAAAAAAAUGGCUUAACAAAUUAAUAAAAAAAAAAAAUAAUAGUAAAAUAAUAAAAUUACAAUUAAAUAUGCGGAAAAGACAAAACAAAAAGUGCCUAAAAAAUUAUCCAACUAAUAGAAAACAUAAUUGUGGAAUAUAUAAAAAUAAUGUUAAAAAUACAAAACGUCCUAAAUGGGAUGAUGUGCAAAAUACUAAUACUCUUAAUUUUCAAAAUAGCCAAAAUAUAGACAAGGGAUAUUUAAAUAAAACGCUACAAACCACAAAUAAUAAUCAAACAAAUAGUGAUAAAACAUCACAUAAGAAAAAUAAUUAUUUAACAAAAGAAUUUGAUAAUAAUGAUGAAAAAGCAUCACAUGACAAAGCUGAAAUGAAUAUCAAAAAGCACGAUUUAUUAUUAGUAGCUCUCUCUGGUUGUAUACCAUUUAUUUGUUUUGGUUUUGUUGAUAAUGCAUUUAUGAUCAUUUCUGGCGAUUUAUUUGAUUCCACAUUUUGUGUAUUUUUAGGAUUAAGUACAAUGGCUGCAGCUGGAUUUGGAAAUUUAACAAGUGAUGUUUUGGGAAUAUUUAUAGGUGGCUAUAUUGAAAAAAUGAUUGUUUGUAUCGGAUAUCCUAGAAUAAAUUUAACAAAUAAACAAUUAAAAAUGAAUAUAACGAGAAAAUAUUAUUAUUUAGGUAGUGCAGUAGGUAUUGCCAUAGGCUGUUUACUAGGCAUGUUACCAUUAUUGUUUAUAGAUAGCAAAAAAUUAGAAAAAAAAAAUCAAAAUAAAAAAAAAAAAAAAAAAGAACAAGAAUUCCAACCAUCAGAAAAACAAACACAAGAAUUUCAUAAUGAUAACAAAGAUUUGGAUAAAAAAUUAAUCGAAUUUGUAUCAAAAAAAAUGCCACAAUAUAUCAAUUCAAGUUAUGCGUUUUUAUUUAUUUUUGAUAAAAAUAAAAAUCAAUUUUACACCCUAAUUAACAAUAAUCUUAUUUAUAUUCCUAUUACUCAUGAUAUAAUAUCUGAAACAUAUAUAAAAAAACAAAUUGUAAAUUACUAUAAUCAAAAUUUAACGAAUGUAUAUACAAAUUCAUUUAAUAUGAUAAAUAUGAAUAAGAAAAACGAUUUGCAAUCCGAGCUAAAUAAAUUUAACCAUUCAAGUGAUGACCACAAUUUUAAAAUCUCGAAAAUCAAUGAUGCCUUUUUCAAACAUCAUGGAAUAAAUGCCAAUCAAGUUUUAACUGUACCUGUAUUUGGAGUAAAUGAAUCUAUAAUCGCAAUAAUAACAGUAGUUAAUUCAACAAAAAAAAUCCCAUUUUCUGAUAGGGAUGUUCACUUUCUAAAUUUAUUUUCAUCUCAUAUUUCUAAGGAAAUAGAGGGGAAAAGCGACCUUGAUGCAUCAUUAAAGUUAUGCAAAAAUAUUAUAUAUAACUAA